AUGGGAGAUUCCAAUUCAAGUUCACACAUCCAUUGGUUGGACCCUCCAAGCUUCUCCUGCCCUAACCCAGAGCUCACCACAGUAGUAAGGGGUGAGAACAUUGACUUCAGACCCCCUGUGUACACAUUAGUUGGGCAUGAGGAUGAUUUGCGAGAAGAGGAGCCUGAGCUCGAUCGAGCUGAGUCGAUCGAGCUGAGUCGAGCUGAGGAUCGAGCUGAGGAGAAGUCCAGGAGAGUGCGGAUUUGGAGGAUUGGACUUCUCCAAAAGUUCAACAAAUGGCAAGGGAAAGCCAUUGAGAAGAUGCAAAAGUCCAUGGACAAGAUGGUGAGCAAGAUCAAAAGUUUGGAGAAGAAGGUUUCUGGUUCUUCAAGCAAGAAGAAGAAGUCCAAGGCCCCCACAUUCCUAGGAGUAGAUCUCCUCACCACUCCAAGGAGGCUCCCUGCCCAAGAGCCUCACAGAGCCUCUUCUUUCGAGCCAAGGGAAGGAGAAGACAACACGCAGAGAAGGAGGAAGACUUCCAAGGCCAGACGCUCCAGCUCGACCACCGGACUCGAUCGAGUCCAAACAGAGGAAACUCAACUCGAUCGAGCUGACGGUCGAGUUGACCUGGAGGAGCCCCAGUUUGAGGAUCCGGGAUUUGAAUACGAUCCCAUGCCUUACCAGGAGCCUCCCCGGAGUAGAUGGAACCCCUAUGGACAGUACGAGCUACCAAGCUCCACCAAGGCCAAGGAAGCCACACACUUUGAGAUGAAGAGGAAGAGGAGAGCAAGCUCGAUCGAGUGCAAGACAGUUGAGUGGAGUGCUCCUGAUGGCCGUCUACCAUCUCCAGACCACGACCUAGUCUCCCAGUUCUUUGGGGGACACUGA
Molecule: messenger RNA, 867 nt
Organism: Microthlaspi erraticum
Lineage: Eukaryota; Viridiplantae; Streptophyta; Magnoliopsida; Brassicales; Brassicaceae
Source: the annotation of a GenBank genome assembly